Molecule: messenger RNA, 1600 nt
Organism: Mobula hypostoma (lesser devil ray)
Lineage: Eukaryota; Metazoa; Chordata; Chondrichthyes; Myliobatiformes; Myliobatidae
Product: homeobox protein Hox-A4
Exons: 2
Coding region: 67-810 (247 amino acids)
Biological process (GO): positive regulation of transcription by RNA polymerase II; anterior/posterior pattern specification; embryonic skeletal system morphogenesis
Cellular component (GO): nucleoplasm; nucleus
Molecular function (GO): DNA-binding transcription factor activity, RNA polymerase II-specific; RNA polymerase II cis-regulatory region sequence-specific DNA binding
Source: RefSeq, a predicted model, not a curated record
GGAGGGUUUUAUGGAACAGAAAAACGACAACGCGAGAAAAAUUAGUAUUUUGCACUUCAGAAAUUAAUGACCAUGAGUUCGUUUUUGAUAAACUCCAACUACGUUGAGCCAAAAUUUCCACCUUGUGAGGAAUAUUCUCAAAAUAACUACAUACCAAGCCAAUCUCCUGAAUACUACGAGCGGCCGCGGGACACUGGAUUCCAUCAUGAGGCACUAUACCCACAAUCAAACUACCCAGAGCCGACCUACAGCUUCAACAAUGUCCAAGGCACUGGCAACCAGGACAUGUCGCAAAGGGGUCAUAUGCAGUCGCAGACUAGCCUCCAAAAUCACAUACCGAGACAGAAUCAGCUUUGUGAAGUGGUCCCAGUAGCUACACCAGCAUUGUGUGGCCAAAAUGCGAAAAAUCCCACUGCCCAGAAGGGUACUCUCAGCAAAGAGCCCAUAGUUUACCCGUGGAUGAAGAAAAUUCACGUUACCACCGUGAACCCAAAUUACACUGGAGGAGAGCCCAAACGGUCUCGAACUGCUUACACGAGACAACAAGUAUUAGAGCUGGAAAAGGAGUUCCAUUUUAACCGUUACCUAACCAGGCGUCGACGCAUUGAGAUUGCACACACUCUUUGCCUGUCUGAACGCCAGGUGAAGAUCUGGUUUCAGAACAGAAGGAUGAAAUGGAAGAAAGAUCACAAACUGCCUAACACUAAGAUGCGUUCUGCUAGCUCAUCAUCUUCUACAAGCCAGCAAACACAAGUAUCCUCCCAGGGCCCACAGCCAGAUGGUUCAGCACCAAAUUCAUCAAGCCUAUAGCUGCUUCGAGUCUCCAACCCCUCUCCCACAACAUAGUUUGGACCAAAAUGUGUUCGCCACAUAAUUGACUUGAAUGUGGAAGGAUUUCUUGGCAAUGAGAAUUUUCUUCCAAAGGAAAUAUGCUGUUAACCUCAUUAGGGCCACGCAUUUCUAUUGUGUUAACCCAUUCUCAGCAGACUUUAAAAAUGUUUUACUGUUUCAUUGGGUACGUUCUGUAUCCUUCAAUAUCCCUACAUGAACCGAUGCUAAGUUCUGUCAAAGUGGCUUCUACCAUGAUAUUCAAAGCAAAAAGAGCAAAGGACCGUGAAUAAUAGAUAUUGUGAGGAACCGUAAGCGUCAUCAUUUCAACUAGUGUAGUCUGUUGAAAUAUUUGUGAGAAUAUAAGAAUAAACAUGUUUUAGAAAAUGAGAAGGGCAGCAAUAUUUGUGGAUGUGGAAAUGGUUUUUAGAGCAAAUAAACUGUUCAGAUGCUACAUAUAUAGGAAAUAAAUUAUGUCGCCAGCGUUAUUUAAGGUGUUUUCUUUAUUUUAAAUCUGUAUCCUCUAUAUAGUUGUGGUACUGAUAUCAGUAUAACGAAUGUGCAAGAAGCUUAUUCAGAGAUUUCAGACGAGUUGUAUAUUUAACAAUUUUGGUACAGUCCAAGUGUGACGAAACUGUACAAAUCAUUGGUAAGAUUUGUGUAUUUUCUGUGGAUAUUUCAGUGUGCUAUGUGCAGUGCCAAAUGUUCCUGAAACGAAAGACAUAAUUUACAGUGUAUAAACCAAAGCCCCAGGCUUUAAAUAAAACGUUAA